Messenger RNA from Trichoderma gamsii, 1305 nucleotides. RefSeq lists its product as hypothetical. The record is from RefSeq and is a predicted model, not a curated record. Gene Ontology annotation, molecular function: transmembrane transporter activity. Gene Ontology annotation, biological process: transmembrane transport. Gene Ontology annotation, cellular component: fungal-type vacuole membrane. Bases 1 to 1305 code for a protein of 434 amino acids. The transcript has 2 exons. NCBI's taxonomy places the organism in Eukaryota, Fungi, Ascomycota, Sordariomycetes, Hypocreales, Hypocreaceae.
AUGCCUCUUAAAGAUGGCUCAGCCACAACAAUUGGCAACGAGAAGUCUACUGUAGACAAUGCUUCAGCGCAGCAGCCACCGCCGCCGCCGCCUCCCCCUCCUCCCCCAAAUGGUGGCCUUAAGGCCUGGAUCCAAGUGCUUGGAGCGCAUUUUCUUUUUUCCAAUUCAUGGGGACUCGUGAACUCCUUUGGUGUCUUUCAGACCUACUAUCAGGAUGAUCUUCUGAAAUCGUCCAAUGCUUCUGAUAUCUCAUGGAUCGGCACUUUUCAGGCCUUCUUGCUCGUGGCACUUAGUGUCAUUGUGGGCCCAAUCUUUGACCGCGGCUACUCUCGAACACUCAUCAUUGUUGGUACCUUUUUCACAGUCUUCGGUACCAUGAUGCAAAGUUUGGGAACGAAAUAUUAUCAGAUAUUCCUCGCCCAAGGCUUGGCUGUUGGCCUUGGCACUGGCUUUAUUUUCUUGCCUAGUGUGGCUAUUGUUGCUACAUACUUCACAAGCAAGCGGGCCCUAGCUAUUGGAAUUACUGCUUCUGGUGGCAGUCUGGGAAGUGUCAUAUAUCCCAUUGUCUUUGAGCGGCUCCAGCCUACAAUCGGCUUUCCUUGGGCUACCAGAGUCCUCGGCUUUAUUUCCUUGGCAACACUUAUGAUUAGUAUUGCGGUUAUGAGAACCCGAAUACCUCCGCCUAAGCAAGCCCGUGCAUUACUCGAUCUACGCGCUUUCAAAAACAUGCCAUAUUCCUUUUACAGUCUUGGUCUCUUCUUGUCUUUUGCAGGUUUAUACAUACCGAUUUUCUACAUCAUUAUCUGGGCGCAGCGACAUGCAAACGUGGACGCUACGUUAUCGUUUUAUCUUUUGGCAAUCUUGAACGCAACUUCAAUCUUUGGACGAAUAAUUCCCGGCCUGAUAGCUGAUAAGUACGGUUCAUUAGAAACAGCUAUCGCAUGUACCUUGAUCGCUGGUAUCCUUGGCUAUGUUGCAAUUGUUAUCAAGAACUUGGGCGGCAUCCUUGUAUUUGCCAUUCUAUACGGAUUUGUUUCUGGGGCAGUUGUCUCGCUGCCCUCCGCUAUUGUCGCCUCUCUAACGCCUGACAUGAAAUUGGUCGGCACUUGGAUGGGACAGUCAUUUUUCCUUGCCGCACUCGGUAUCUUAAUCGGCAGCCCUAUUGCGGGGACCAUUAUCAACGUGCCGGGAAAUAAGUUUUCUGAUGGAUUCAUCUUCUCUGCUACGCUUGUUAUGAGUGCUGGCGUGUCUUAUAUUGUGGCUAAAGUACUGAAAACUAAAGAGCAGCGAUUGACUAAAGUCUGA